Molecule: messenger RNA, 1080 nt
Organism: Schizophyllum commune H4-8
Lineage: Eukaryota; Fungi; Basidiomycota; Agaricomycetes; Agaricales; Schizophyllaceae
Exons: 7
Coding region: 1-1080 (359 amino acids)
Source: RefSeq, a predicted model, not a curated record
AUGGACGUCCUCGAACACAUCGACUGGGAUGCAGCGAAGCACGCGAUCGAAAGCUUCAUGACUAAACACGGACAAACAGAGCGCCUGCCGCCCAACAGCUUGUAUGUCACCGAUGACUUCGAGACGCUCGAUCUAAGGGUCGAUACCGAAGAAAAUGCGACAUACACUUCUUUCCGUCUCCAAUCUCAGGAGGAGGAUCAGGACGAGCCUAAGGAGGUUACCAUGUACACGGUGGGCGUUUUGACGCAGAAGUUGCUUCCUCCCUUCAAGCCUAAGCGGAAGUACUACACUGGUUGGGACACCGUCUUCAAGACCUUCCGCCAGAGCGUCACCUUGCACGGCGCCGGCGCUAUCCCCCUGGUGAAGGCGGUUAACUGCGCCAAGUACUGCUUUGUCAUUUUGGAUCGUAAUGCUGCGAAGUCGUCUACUUUUCCUUCGGAGCGCGUCUGCGUCGACAACUUCGUGGUCACCAAUCCAUACUUCGAGGUCGGACAGGACGCGAAGGGUAAGGAUAAGGUCGUAUUCACGAAGCUGGUCGAUCCCUUCGACGAUCUAAACCGCCAGCAAGGCGACGGCUGUGUCCACACCGCCGACAACGUUGUACAGUAUCUCGAAGGAUACGAGAACGAUGACGGGGUCUUCAGGCACUCGUCUGUCACUCCCUCGCGCUUCCGGCCAGGGGAUAUAGUACGCGUGGGCUUUACAGUGCGGAUGAAGCAGGAUAAGGCGUACAACAACGCGUCGUCGGAGCUGGACCUGAUCCUCAAGUCCGUCACGCUCAUCGACGAUACGUUGUCGAAGACAAUCGCCAUCAAACAGCUCGACGAGCCGGUCGGGAACGGCAAGAAGCGCGCUGCGGUGACACAUAACGCGCUGUCGGAGGACGUAGAAGAGCGGCCUAUAUCGAAGGUACGCAAAGCGAUGGCGAAGCUUUCCAUCCGAGGCGGUGCAAUGGACGUCAAUAACCGCAACGACCCCAACGGCGGAUCCGAUACCGCGGGCGGUUCAGGCAGCGCGGUUGAACGCAACCGCACUUAUUUUGUAAGCGUCAGCUACAUCAGAAAUCUGCUCGUCAAGUGA